Nilaparvata lugens (brown planthopper) is the source of this 921-nucleotide messenger RNA. Its product is annotated as pre-mRNA-splicing factor 38B-like. The record is from RefSeq and is a predicted model, not a curated record. The transcript has 2 exons. Lineage: Eukaryota; Metazoa; Arthropoda; Insecta; Hemiptera; Delphacidae. Bases 386 to 586 code for a protein of 66 amino acids.
UUUAAGGGCAGGCGGUUCUCUGCGACCCCGGUUUCGUUUCCAUUCUGUACAUAUAUAUUCAGUGGUGAUAUGGCUGAUGUUUUAAAUAUAUAUCAAAGAAAAUAAUUAUUUUUAAACGAAUUCUUUGUUUUUUCAAAUGAAAAUAAUUUUCUUGAAAUGGUUAAAACUCAACUGUGCUUUUCUAAUGUCAUUUUACUAAUGUGACUUAUUUUGUAUGUACGUGCAGUCGUACACCGUACAGUUGGAGUUGAGCAUUUUUCAGAAUCAACGGUUACAAGAAGUUAACUAACUGAACUUGCUUAAUUUCUAACUUUAUUAUGUAGGAAAGUUUGGAAACAAAUUCAGUUACUAAUCUACUUAGCUUUUAUAUAGGCUUUGCAACAACAUGAAUUCAGAUUCACAUAAUGAAGGUGACUACCAAGAAGAUGAUGAAGUUCGAACAACAAACCACUCUGGACCGAAGAAAAGCAACGUGCUGCCAUUGUGGGGCAACGAGCGCACCAUGAACUUGAAUCCGCUCAUUCUCACCAAUAUUCAGUCGUCUCAUUAUUUCAAAGGUACCUACAGGCCUAUACUAAGUUCAUAAACAUGCUUAUCAAGGCGGUUAUUUUUCAUACAUUUAAAUUUAUGCUGAGUUAUUGAGCUGAAACGAAAUUGUGUAUCUAUAAUGUUUCAUAAUUUUGCGUUUCUGUUCCUUAAAUCAAGUUUUCCUGAUAUGUUUCAAUUUCAGUAUAAGUUGUAGAUGGUUCAGUCACAAGAAAAAGCUCGAAAAUGCAGUGGUCGCAUGGAAACUGUACUCAGCUCUUUCCCGUGACUGACCCAGAAUAGGCCUAUCUGGUAUAUUAUAUUAAUAUAUUGUAUAUAUUAUAUAUUGUAUAUAUUCAAAAAAUUGUAUAUUUUAAUAUAAUUCUGUUUUUUUUU